Sitophilus oryzae (rice weevil) is the source of this 1051-nucleotide messenger RNA. Its product is annotated as probable methylthioribulose-1-phosphate dehydratase. NCBI's taxonomy places the organism in Eukaryota, Metazoa, Arthropoda, Insecta, Coleoptera, Curculionidae. The record is from RefSeq and is a predicted model, not a curated record. Gene Ontology annotation, molecular function: methylthioribulose 1-phosphate dehydratase activity; metal ion binding. Gene Ontology annotation, cellular component: cytoplasm. The transcript is spliced from 4 exons. The coding region runs from base 286 to 1002 and encodes 238 amino acids.
AUAGUAAAUAAGCGAAUAAAUAAGUUUAUUUUAUCUCUGAUUUUAUUCUAUCUCCUCAAAAUAUACUAAGUAUGUUCUGUCUCCUUAUUCUGUGAUAAUACUAUUUAUAAAAGAUUUUGUUAGUAUUUCAAGUGAUUUUGCACUCGACAUUGUUUGCACUUGAAGCCAGACACAUUUGAUAAGAUACUUAUAAGAACUUCUUCAAUAAAUAUCCUUUUCCUGUUUGUUACAUUUGGCCACUAGCAGAGAGACCAAUAGAUAACUGAAUCCACAUUAUUCACAAAGAUGAGUCUACAAGAAACACCAAAGAGUGAUCCUGAACAUCCAAAAUAUUUAAUACCCGAACUGUGCAAACAGUUUUACGAUUUAGGAUGGGUAACUGGCACUGGGGGUGGUAUUAGCAUAAAGGAUGGCGAAAAAAUAUAUAUUGCACCUUCAGGAGUGCAAAAAGAAAGAAUUAAACCCGAUGAUCUGUUUGUUCAAAAUAUUAAAGGUGAGGACUUAGAGCUUCCACCUCCUCAUAAAAAAUUAAAGAAAAGCCAGUGCACACCACUCUUUAUGUGUGCCUACACUAUGAGAAAUGCCGGUGCAGUAAUUCAUACUCAUUCAAAGUUUGCCUUGAUGGUAACUCUACUUUUUCCCGGCAAGGAAUUCAAAUGCACUCACUUAGAAAUGAUCAAGGGCAUAAAAAAUCAAAAACUAGGUAGAAAUUUCAGGUACGAUGAAGAACUGGUGGUACCUAUAAUUGAAAACACGCCCUUCGAGGAAGAUUUAACAGACAGAUUGGAGCAGGCUAUUAAAGAUUAUCCCCAUACUUGUGCAGUAUUGGUUAGGAGACAUGGGGUUUAUGUGUGGGGAGAUACAUGGCAACAAGCAAAAUGUAUGUCUGAAUGUUAUGAUUAUCUUUUCGAUGUUGUUUUGCAACUGAAACAGAAUGGAAUUGAUCCUAGUUUGACUCCAGAAGAAUUUGAACUUAAACACCAAAAGAAUGGAAAAGUUUAGAACCUAUAUACAUAUAUUUUAAGCUAUAAUAAAAUGUUUGUCAGUUUGA